This is a messenger RNA of Myxocyprinus asiaticus (Chinese sucker), 1417 nucleotides long. RefSeq names its product MKI67 FHA domain-interacting nucleolar phosphoprotein-like. The coding region runs from base 134 to 955 and encodes 273 amino acids. Gene Ontology annotation, molecular function: RNA binding. Gene Ontology annotation, cellular component: nucleolus. The record is from RefSeq and is a predicted model, not a curated record. The transcript is spliced from 6 exons. Lineage: Eukaryota; Metazoa; Chordata; Actinopteri; Cypriniformes; Catostomidae. Gene Ontology annotation, biological process: maturation of LSU-rRNA from tricistronic rRNA transcript (SSU-rRNA, 5.8S rRNA, LSU-rRNA).
AGAAGAAAUGAACUGAACCAACGCAGUUUCCGGAACGAAGCGCAGCGUGGUUGCAGGAGAGGUAGUGCGAGACAGGGUCCAAAACGUAUAUAUAUAUAUAUAUAUAUUUAUUGUACUAGUCAUAUAUUUUAACAUGACCGAGGGCAAAACAUCAGAGAAACCGGCAAAAAACCUUCUUGCUCUGAAUCCAAAAGAGGAUGCAGAGUUUCAGAAGAAGGUGCAGCAAGUGAAGAAACGACCGAAAACGGCACAGUCUCUGACUCCUGGAGUUAUAUAUGUUGGUCAUCUUCCUCGAGGAUUGUUGGAGCCUCAGUUGAGAGCUUACUUUCAGCAGUUUGGGAAAGUUUUAAGACUGAGAAUUUCCAUGAGUAAAAAGACUGGAGGGAGCAAAGGCUACGGAUUUGUGGAGUUUGAAUGUGAUGAGGUGGCAAAGAUUGUGGCUGAGACCAUGGACAACUACCUUAUGGGAGAAAGACUCAUAAAGUGUCAUGUGAUGCCACCUGAGGAGGUCCAUGAAAAGCUCUUUGAUGGCUGCCAGAGGGGCUUUAAAAGGCCAAAGCAGCCCGCAGUGGCUCGUUAUAACAAAGUACAUGCACCAGAGGAUGUAAAGAAAAUUACCGCAAAACUUUUAAGCAAAGAGGCUAAGCUACGCAAAAGACUGGCAGCAAAGGGCAUCGACUACGAUUUUCCUGGAUUUGCAAUGCAAGUUCCUGCCAAGAAGGCCCAAUCACAAGCAGAUGUUUCCAUAUGUAGCGAGGAUGUCACUCCUGUGUGCACCCCAUCAAUGCUGGAGAGAAGGAAAUCCAUCAGAAUUGAAGAGGAUGAUGAUGAUGACGACGAAGAGAUCAUCAUCAAAGCCAAACUGAUCCCAGAAAACAGUGAGGAUGUUGAAGACAUGGAAGAUGAUGAUGAUGGUGAGGAAGAGAAUGAGGAGGAGGAGGAACAAACGGCUUAAAAGGAGAAUCUAAUGUAAAAUAAAGACUUUAAUCCCUGUUUUAAGAGGGACACUGGACUCACUGUUUUCAGAGCCAUUUCUAUGUGACUACUCCUCAGUCCUCCCCUACGGCCUGGAGGAGAGAGGAACACAGUAUCCUGACUGUCAUAUUUGUAUCAUUGGGAAAACUGCCUAAAUUUUAAUGUAAUGUGGUGAUUUGUGUUGCGUUUUAUACAGAUCAUAAACUGGUGGCCUUUAAUGGGCACUUUUUGGUCUCCCAGAGGUCACUAAAAUCUUAUUGACUGUGUAAUACACAUAGUUUGUGUGUAAGGCUGAUUUGAAAGUAUAAGUCUGGAGCAGAGAGCUGAACAUUACUAUAUUAUGUUGUAUUUGACAUACAAUAUUUGCAAUGUCUGUAUGUGGUAUUCAGUCAAUGUUUUUCAGAUGUAGUGAAAUAUUAAUAAACUGUGCUUGAAGAAAACA